UUUAAUAUCAGCUUGCUUGGUUUAAAGAGAGAGGAAAAGAAUAUACGAAGUACAAUAAUCUAUUUCACCAUUAGUAAUAAUUAAUUAAUAUUUUAACAAUCAUAAUCACAUUUAAAAACUAAAAGGAAGCUCUUGAGCUUUUUCUCUCUCUAGAACCGCCGCCUAGGCCGGUCUAGGGUUUGUCCGGAGACGGCUCUCCGCCGUGUCUCCGAGUCCUUUAUUCGUUGGAUGUCUCUUUGGAUUGUUUGGAAGACGUUGCUUGUUGUCGAAGCCGUUGUCCGGGUUCCUCGGUCCGAGCUAUUGAAUGAAGGGUUUCAAUACGGGUGCAGAUAAGAGUUCUCUCGCUGUAACCCCGCUUCGUCGGCGGAUAUGGAGGUGGAAACGAGUUUCGGAUAUUCGUUUGAGUUUUCUCUUUUUGGCCUGGAAAGCUUUGUGGACAAGUACAAGACGAUGGAGAUUGGCGCAGAGGAAGAAGAACUGGAUCUGAAUAAAGCUGAUGUUGAAAUUGUGGCGGAUGAACGGCGGACGCGUCUCCCUCCUGAGCCGCCGCCAUGGAGUGCAAGAAAAUCCAGGGUUUGGAAGAAGAUGGAUGAAUUCGUUUUUAAUUUCAUUUUACUCGAUUUGUGUUUUUCUGUCGAAUUGUUUGUUGUUUGGUUCUGUUUUGUUCUUUGUUUUUGCUUUCCUCCAGUUGGUAAGACAUUGAUUUUGGAUAUGGGGGAUGAGAGGAAUAUGGUAACCGUUUUUGGCUUUUUGUUUCCCAAUUUUGGAUCAGCGAAUUUUAUUGCUGCGGCGAUUAAUUCCGAGUCUGGUUCAAGGGAUAACGGUUGUCAGAUUUCUUUCUGUCUUUUGACCCAUACUUUAAAAAAUUAUUGGUUAUUAAUAUAAGCCGAAUUCUUCCAAAAAAAAAAAACAAUCAUAAUCACAUUUCCAUCAUUUGAAAUGGAGCCAAAGACUCACUAUUUUUUGGCUUGAAAAUAUCAUGGAAUAAAGCAAAAUGGCUCACUAAACUGCCUGCGCUUCUUUGUUAUGAAGUUGCAGUCAGUCCAUGCAUUUUGGACGCGAUUUUCACUAUGGGUGUGACACCUUAGAAAAAAUAAAAAUAAAAUAAUAAUAAUAAUAAUAAAACAAAUAAAAUUUAUCUGCUAAAAAAAUAAUAGAAAAAUAUAUAUUAAUAAUAAUAGAAAUUAAAUCAUAAAUCAUAUAUCAUUUAUUUGAUAGAUUAAUCAUAUAUAACCCAUUUGAUAAAACUAAAGUUUUAAAGAUGAUAAAAUAAACUAGGUACUUUGCCUACACUACAUACAUGUAACGUAGAAACAAUAAUAAUAAUGUUAAUAAAGUACAUCAUUAUUAAGGAGUGAAACUUUAGAGAGUACAUUUUAUGGCGGCAUAUACUCCUUAUAAUCCAUACAUGUAUAUCUACAUAGUACAUACAUACACAUACUAAUAUUCCACAUUUAGCAUGCAUGAUCAUAUACCAUUACUUGGAAGGUAACGGACCAGGAGUUAAGUCCACAUAAUAACCAUUAUUAAGAUCAUUAUAAUGCUAAUAAAUAAUAACCCAACGGACUGCCGAGCAUGGAACGGUCAUGAGACUGCAUAUAUAUGUACGCACCCUUCGUGGCUUCCACAUGACCGACCACAUGCGAACGAGUGAGCAAAAGAACUAACAAAAAAAAAGAGAGAUGAAAGUGAGAGAGAGAUUAGAGAGGAAGAGAGGGCGUCGUCUUCCGAGAAGAAAUACGCCGAUUAUCACGUCGGGAUUGCCAGGCCGUUUUCUCACCGGAGAAGAGGAAAUGCCGGACUGUUUUACGACGGGGCUAAAUCAUCGCUGCCGGACCGAGUUGCUGCCGCCAAACGUUGCCGUCGUGACGCCAUUUCUAUAGGGAGGAAGACCGCCUGGACUGGUGAAGCUCGCCGUUGGUUAUCCUUGUUCGUCGAUCGUCGGUGGUUCUGACUCCGAGGGGGAAGCAACAUAACUGUACGUAGCUUCUAACUCUGUAUUAUGUUUUAGUUAUUUUUGGGCUGGGUCCUUUAUUUAAAAAUAGUUGGGCCGGCCAAUAAUAAUAAUAAUAAUAAUAAUAAUAAUAAUAAUAAUAAUAAUAAUAAAAAUAAUAAUGAUGAUAAAAAUACUACUACUAAUAGUAACGAUAAUAAGAAUCAUUGCAAUAAAAGUGGAUUAUGUUAAUAUUGGACUACUACUUAUCUAUAUUGAUCACUUCUAAAUUGUCACUUUUAAUUAGUUGUCAUCUUUCUAAUGAAAUAAGUGUUUACUAUAGGCCUGUUGUUAAAACUGAACGUUAUAGAUGGAGAAAAAUAAUGAAAUAGGCUAGCGAUGUAAUUAAAUAAACUACAAUUUUGGACGAAGGUGGAUAAUUAAAGGUGAACCGUUCGUGAACAAUUAGACCAUUACUAAUAUUAUAUAACAAAAAAAGGGUUAAAUAGACGGAUCAUGUGGAACCGAAUAAAUAAAUUAUAAGUAAAUCAAUAUUUAAAAUGCACUAAUUAAGUGUGAAGCUAAAUUAUGGACUGCUAUACAGAUUAAUUAUUAGUAAAGAAAUGAAGCCUUAGUAGUAGGAAUUUAUAACGGAAUUUAAUUAUAAGUUGGGUAGAUAAUUGAUUUGUAAAUUUUUAAUAGAAGGUGACUUGAGUGAGGAGCAAAGUAGGAGACCUAACUAAAAGUAUUUGGAGUUCGAGGAGGCGAUCAUGUUGAUUUUGAUGCUGGAAUGUUUGAGAGCGCGAAUUAGAAGACCUUAUUGUAGUUCACUAGAAUAAACUUUAAUAUUUGCUUAUGAUUCGAACAUCUUGAUUUUUAUUUAAACUCAUGUUUUGGCAGAUAGCCUUAGCAUCCAAUCAUUCACGGAUUGGAUGUGGCGGUGACAUACCCCUUUUCCAAUAUUUUACUUAUUUCCGCUG
Cuscuta epithymum is the source of this 2913-nucleotide messenger RNA. The record is from the annotation of a GenBank genome assembly. Lineage: Eukaryota; Viridiplantae; Streptophyta; Magnoliopsida; Solanales; Convolvulaceae.